CACACCCACUCUCCUGGUUCUAUGGCCACCGUGCGGGAAUGGUCCUGCACCCGCUGCACGUUCCUGAACCCCGUGGGCCAGCGCCAGUGCUCCAUCUGUGAGGCCCCCCGCCAGAAGCCCGACCUCAACCACAUCCUGCGCCUGAGCGUGGAAGAGCAGAAAUGGGCCUGCGCCCGCUGCACCUUCCGGAACUACCUGGGCAAAGAGACCUGCGAGGUGUGCGGCUUCACCCCCGAGCCCGGCCCGGGGGGCUCGCCGCUGCCCAUCAUCAACGGGGUCUUGCCCAAGCCCACCGUCUUGGUGGAGCCCAAGGGGACAUGUCAGGAGGAGAUGUCCAAGGGUGAAAGCGGCAGCGAGGACUCCGGCGGGAAGAGCCCGGAGGAGGCAACGGCCCCGGAGGACGGCUGGGCUUGCCAGCGCUGCACCCUCCACAACACCCCCGUGGCCAACUCCUGCUCGGCCUGCGGGGGGCCCCGCAAGCUCUCGCUGCCCAAGAUCCCGCCAGAGGCGCUGGUCGUCCCUGAAGUCAUCGCUCCGGCCGGCUUCCACAUAGCCCCCGCCCCCCCUCAGCCCGGCGCCGCCACCGCCGAGACCCCGGAGAGCCACCCCCCGGAGCAGGACAGCCAGAAGGUGCCAGGCUUCAGCCUUUUCUCCCCCGCCCUCCAAAACAACCCGGUUCCCCGCAGCCGCCGAGAGGUCCCCCCGCAGCUGCAGCCCCCGGUGCCGCCCGAGACCUCCCAGCCCGCUUCCCCGCCGGCCCCCGUGCCGAAGGCCCUCCGCUUCCAGGAGCUGCUGGCCACCAAGCGGCUGAGCGCCCUGGAGGAAGAGAUGGAGGUGAGCCCCUCGCCCUGGAAGUGCAGCACCUGCUCCGUCCUCAACGCCUCGGGGGGCGGCUCCUGCGAGGCCUGCAGCCACCAGCGGGGCAGCGACACCAUCGACCUGACGGGGGACUCGGUGCGCUUCACCCCCGGCGGCCCCUCCAGCCCCGACUUCACCACCUGGUCCUGCUCGAAGUGCACCUUGAAGAACCCCACCGCCUCCCAGAAGUGCAAGGUGUGCGGCUCCUCCAAGCUCCACGGCUUCCAAGAGCACGAGCCGGCCGCCAAGUGCCCGGAGUGCGGCUCGGAGAAGGGCGUCUGCCCGGCCUGCAGCUCCAGAGCCCCCUCGGCCCGCAAGAAGGCCAAGCACUGUGCGGCCUGCCACACGCCCCAGGGGUACCUGGCGCAGCGCACGGGGGCCAAGCCGCUCCGGCGCCGCGAGAGCAUGCACGUGGAGAAACGGCGGCAGACGGACGAGGGCGAGGCCAAGGCACUCUGGGAAAACAUCGUCUCCUUCUGUCAGGAGAAUAAGGUCAACUUUGUGGAUGACAGUUUCCCGCCGGGGCCCAAGUCGGUUGGCUUCCCCGAAGGGGACAGCGUCCAGCAGCGGGUCAAGCAGUGGCUGAGGCCUCACGAGAUCAACUGCAGCAUCUUCAAGGACCGCUCGGUCAAGUGGUCGGUCUUCCGGACGCCCCGGCCCUCCGACAUCCUGCAAGGGCUCCUGGGAAACUGCUGGUUCCUGAGUGCCCUGGCAGUGCUGGCGGAGAGGCCCGAGUUGGUGGAGCGGGUCAUGAUCACCCGGACCAUAUGCCCGGAGGGGGCCUACCAGGUGCGGCUUUGCAAAGACGGCACCUGGAGCACCGUGCUGGUGGACGACAUGCUGCCCUGUGACGAGUGCGGCUACCUCCUCUUCUCCCAGGCCCAGCGGAAGCAGCUGUGGGUGGCCCUGAUUGAGAAGGCCCUGGCCAAGCUCCACGGCUCGUACUUCGCCCUCCAGGCGGGGCGCGCCAUCGAAGGCCUGGCCACGCUCACCGGCGCCCCCUGCGAGAGCCUGAUGCUGCAGGUCAGCUCCACUAACCCUCGCGAGGAGUCCGUUGACACUGACCUCAUCUGGGCCAAAAUGCUGAGUUCUAAGGAGGCUGGUUUUCUGAUGGGCGCCUCUUGCGGAGGGGGCAACAUGAAGGUGGACGACGCAGCCUACGAGAGCAUGGGCCUUCGCCCCCGGCACGCAUACUCCAUAUUGGACGUGCGAGACGUGCAAGGAUGCAGGCUGCUGCGACUCCGCAACCCCUGGGGCCGUUUUUCCUGGAACGGCAGCUGGUCUGACGAGUGGCCCCACUGGCCCGCGCACCUGCGGCAUGAGCUGAUGCCCCACGGGAGCAGCGAGGGGGUCUUCUGGAUGGAGUACAGCGACUUUAUCAGUUUUCCUUCACAGUCGGCCUUCUGCAGCAGGGGCGCCUCGUCCUCUGAGUGCCCCAAGCUUUCCUUGUACCUGAGGAAGUAUCCCUCCGUCAGCACCUUAAUUGCUGGUGCGAUUUCCAAAGAGCCGCGGGUGGCG
Gekko japonicus is the source of this 2376-nucleotide messenger RNA. RefSeq names its product calpain-15-like. Lineage: Eukaryota; Metazoa; Chordata; Lepidosauria; Squamata; Gekkonidae. The record is from RefSeq and is a predicted model, not a curated record. Gene Ontology annotation, molecular function: calcium-dependent cysteine-type endopeptidase activity. Gene Ontology annotation, biological process: proteolysis. Gene Ontology annotation, cellular component: cytoplasm.